AUGCCUAGUUUUGAUGUAAAAAAAUUUCAUUCUUUGGGAAAAAAAAUUGUUGGAGCAGGUUUAAAUUUCAGGUCUGUAGUUAAAGAAAGGAAUUUAUCUGAACCAUCAGAACCAGUUGUAUUUUUAAAACCAACUUCAUCUUAUUUAUUAGAAGGACUACCAAUCCAGAUUCCUGUAGGAUUUGAGGUACACCAUGAAGUAGAAUUGGGUGUCAUUAUUCGACAAAAAUGCAAGAACAUCCAGCCAAAUGAAGCAAAUAAUUAUAUUGGCGGUUAUUGCUUGGCAUUAGAUUUAACUGCCAAAAAUUUAAUGGAUAUUUCUAAGAGUAAAGGAUUACCUUGGACAUUUGGAAAAGGCUUCGACACUGCUUGUCCAAUAAGUUCUGCCAUCCCGCCUGAUUGUCUUCCAAACCCAGAAGAUGUACGUCUGUGGUUAUCCGUUAAUGAUGUAAUAAAACAAGAUUGCAGAACAUCUGAUAUGAUUUUUUCAAUAUCAGAUCUCCUGGCAUUUAUUACAAAGUACAUGACACUAGAACCUUAUGAUCUGAUUUUGACUGGUUCUCCUGCUGGUACAGGACCGAUCAAAAAGGGAGAUGUUAUUCAAAGUGGUCUAGAAGAUAUUUUACACAUUAAAUUUAAUGUAAAUUAA
This is a messenger RNA of Nezara viridula (southern green stink bug), 648 nucleotides long. The record is from the annotation of a GenBank genome assembly. NCBI's taxonomy places the organism in Eukaryota, Metazoa, Arthropoda, Insecta, Hemiptera, Pentatomidae.